Prunus mume (Japanese apricot) is the source of this 2117-nucleotide messenger RNA. RefSeq names its product polyphenol oxidase, chloroplastic. The record is from RefSeq and is a predicted model, not a curated record. Gene Ontology annotation, biological process: pigment biosynthetic process. Lineage: Eukaryota; Viridiplantae; Streptophyta; Magnoliopsida; Rosales; Rosaceae. Gene Ontology annotation, molecular function: catechol oxidase activity.
GUGUUGGUGAUUGGCGAUCAUAUUUUAUAAUUCUCUUCCGUCAACUAGAUCGGGCUGUCUGCGUGGCUAUUGCCUAUUGGAUAGGAAAGUAAAACCCAAAAUCCUUUAUAAAAAGCAACCCUCCUUUGGGGUUUAUUCCAUCCAACCCAACUAAGCCAGAGAGCUAACCAUGGCUUCUCUGUCACCUCCACUAGCCGUUCCCACUACCUCCACAAAACCUCUCUCUCCCUUCACUCAAAACAGCUCCCAAGUUUCCCUACUCUCAAAGCCCAAGCGUUCCUUUUCACCUAGGGUUUCAUGCAAAGCCAAAAACAGUGAUAACCAAAAUGAUCAAGCACAGACUAAACUAGAUAGGAGAAAUGUGCUUCUUGGUCUCGGAGGUCUAUAUGGCGUGGCUGGUCUGGGCACAGACCCGUUCGCCUUUGCCAAGCCCGUGACCCCACCAGACCUAUCUAAAUGUGGGGCUGCGGACUUGCCAACCGGCGCCACCCCCACCAACUGCUGCCCACCGCCGGCCACCAAAAUCAUAGACUUUAAACUCCCAGCCCCCGGUAAACUUCGCGUCAGGCCGGCUGCUCACGCCGUUGACCAAGCCUACAUAGAGAAAUACUCCAAAGCCAUCGAGCUCAUGAAAGCCCUCCCCGAUGACGAUCCACGCAGCUUCAAGCAACAAGCCAACGUGCAUUGCGCUUAUUGCGACGGCGCCUACGACCAAGCCGGGUUCCCGGAUCUGGAGCUCCAAAUCCACAACUCCUGGCUCUUCUUCCCCUUCCACCGCUACUACCUAUACUUCUACGAAAAGAUCUUGGGCAAGCUCAUCAACGACCCCACAUUCGCUUUGCCCUUUUGGAACUGGGACUCGCCAGCUGGCAUGCAGCUGCCCGCGCUUUUCGCCAACCCAAAGUCCCCUCUCUACGACAAGUUCCGUGCCGCCAGCCACCAGCCGCCGACCCUCAUCGAUCUCGACUACAACGGCACCGACGAAAAGGUGUCGAACGAAACCCAAAUCAACGCCAACCUCAAGAUCAUGUACAGGCAAAUGGUGUCCAACGCCAAGAACCCUCAGCUCUUCUUUGGCAACCCAUACAGGGCUGGGGACGAGCCUGACCCUGGUGGCGGUUCGAUCGAAGGGACCCCGCACGGGCCGGUUCAUCUCUGGACAGGUGACAACACCCAGCCCAAUUUUGAGGACAUGGGGAACUUUUAUUCCGCUGCCAGGGACCCCAUAUUUUUCUCGCAUCACUCGAAUGUGGAUCGGAUGUGGAGCAUAUGGAAAACACUGGGAGGCAAAAGAACUGAUAUUUCUCAAUCGGACUGGUUAGACUCCGGGUUCUUGUUUUACAACGAGAACGCUGAGUUAGUCCGAGUUAAAGUUCGUGACUCUCUGGAGUCUAAGAGCCUAGGGUAUGUAUACCAAGAGGUUGAAAUUCCAUGGCUGCAGUCCAAGCCAACUCCGCGAAGGGCAAAGCUGGCAUUGAGCAAAAUAAAGAAGAAGCUGGGAGUUGCGCACGCGGCUGAGAGCUCCACCCAGAUCGUGGCGGGGAGGGCGUUCCCGAUAAAUCUGGAGACCAAGAUAAGCACGGUGGUGCCAAGGCCAAAGCAGAAGAAGAGGAACAAGAAGGAGAAAGAGGAGGAGGAGGAGAUAUUGGUGAUCGAAGGGAUUGAGUUUGACAGGGACGUGGCGGUGAAGUUUGACGUGUAUGUGAAUGACGUGGACGACUUGCCGAGUGGGCCCGACAAGACGGAAUUUGCCGGAAGCUUUGUGAGCGUGCCGCACAGGCAUAAGCACAAGAAGAAGAUCAACACAAUCUUGAGGUUGGGGUUGACGGACUUGUUGGAGGACCUUGAUGCCGAGGAUGAUGAGAGCGUGGUGGUGACUUUGGUGCCCAAGUACGGGGCUGUCAAGAUUGGCGGUGUCAAGAUUGAAUUUGCUUCUUAGAUUAAUUGAAGCGCAAACCAAAUUUCCAUUCAUCAUCAAACAUGUUUUAGUCCUUUAAUUUGGUGGUUUUUUUUUCCUUCUUCUUGUUUUUGAAUGAUCGAAUGGGCGUGUACAAAUAAACUUGAUGAUGAAGUGGCACUUUCUUUGCAAUGAAUUAUGAAUUCGAAAUCAUUUUGUU